ACAAAUUCAGAUUUCUAGAAUGUCGAAUGAAAAUUCCGAGUCACUUGCCGCUGUAAAAAAGCAGUUUCAGGCCCAAAUCCGAAAAGUUGAGGGAGAAAAGGGUAAAAACCAGCUGGCUGCUGAACUGAAAGACAAAGAGAUCAUCAGCCUCAAAGAAGAACUAAAACAGCUGCAGUUGCUCAGGUACAGUUCGGAGAAGAAAUUAGGCGAGCUGGAGCAAAAGUUGCAGCUGCAGACACAAACGAAAGACAGCCACCUGAACCAGCUGGGAGAAGUGGAGAGGCGUUUCGCCGUCAUCUCCAGACAGUGUGCCAUGGUCAAACAGGCCCAUGACAAACUCGAACAAAAUGUUGAAGAGGCCAUGCGAAUGAAUAAAAAGCUCACAUCCAUCAACAAAGGUCUUCAAACUCUCCGAUGCAGUAUAUAUUCACGGUCUGCCCUUGCCGAGAAGAAUAACUGUUAUUACUUGUAUGGCCGAAUGGGGAUAUUCCUCUUAGAAGGGAGGACAAUGUGUUUUUAA
This is a messenger RNA of Sinocyclocheilus grahami, 520 nucleotides long. RefSeq names its product coiled-coil domain-containing protein 73-like. The record is from RefSeq and is a predicted model, not a curated record. Bases 20 to 520 code for a protein of 166 amino acids. The transcript has 6 exons. NCBI's taxonomy places the organism in Eukaryota, Metazoa, Chordata, Actinopteri, Cypriniformes, Cyprinidae.